UACUGUGUGAGCUGUGAUUGGUCACAGCUUGUCACAUGGUACAAGGCUGUUGUGAAUAGCCUUGUACCAUGUGAUCUCUGUGAUCACUUAUUCAUGUGAUCACUGAUUGGCCAAUCAGUGAUCACAUGAUUGGGACCUCACCCAGAGGUCCGGUACAGCGAUCACAAUCCAAAAUGGAGAGCGCACAAUCCAAAAUGGUGGGCGUCGUUUAUGAACGGCAACCCGCCCCUGCACUGCCAUCGUCCGGUUUUUUAUAUAUAGUGGCCGGGUGGGAAGUGGUU
Messenger RNA from Staurois parvus, 281 nucleotides. The record is from the annotation of a GenBank genome assembly. NCBI's taxonomy places the organism in Eukaryota, Metazoa, Chordata, Amphibia, Anura, Ranidae.